Molecule: messenger RNA, 1619 nt
Organism: Cygnus atratus (black swan)
Lineage: Eukaryota; Metazoa; Chordata; Aves; Anseriformes; Anatidae
Gene: ADAP2
Product: ArfGAP with dual PH domains 2
Exons: 10
Coding region: 1-1095 (364 amino acids)
Biological process (GO): positive regulation of GTPase activity
Cellular component (GO): plasma membrane; intracellular membrane-bounded organelle
Molecular function (GO): phosphatidylinositol bisphosphate binding; GTPase activator activity
Source: RefSeq, a predicted model, not a curated record
AUGGACCGCGACCGGCCCAAGGCGCCGCUGCUGGAGCUGCUGAAGGCCGCCGGCAACGGCCGCUGCGCCGACUGCGGGGCGGCAGAUCCAGAGUGGGCUUCUUACAAACUUGGAAUAUUCAUUUGCUUGAAUUGCUCCGGAAUCCAUCGCAAUCUUCCUCAAAUCAGCAGGGUCAAAUCCCUUCGGCUUGACUUCUGGGAGAAUGAUCUUAUAGAGUUUAUGAAGAAGCAUGGGAAUCUCUGUGCCAAAGCUAAAUAUGAGGCCAAAGUCCCCCCCUACUAUUACAUCCCCCAGGCCUGUGACUGCUUGGUUUUAAAAGAACAAUGGAUUAGAGCUAAAUAUGAGCGUGAGGAAUUUGUUGCCACCCGAGUCUGCCAAGAUCCUUGUUCUGCAGGUAGCCACGAAGGAUUCCUAUGGAAGCGCGGGCGGGAAAGCAGACAGUUCCAGAAGAGGCGAUUCCUCCUGUCAGCAAGGGAAGGGAUGUUGAAGUACUACACUAAAGAAACCAAAGGUCCAAAAGCCACUAUCAGCAUUGAGAAACUGAAUGUGAUGUUCCAGACAGAAAAAAUCCAACAUGCUCAUGGACUGCAGAUCACCUACAAGACAAAUGGUCAGACAAGGAACCUUUUUGUCUAUCAUGAAAGUGGAAAGGAGAUUGUUGACUGGUUCAAUGCCAUCCGGGCAGCACGUUACCAUUAUCUUAGAACAACCUUCCCAACUGUCCCUGAGUCUGAGCUUGUACCCCGGAUCACAAGAAAUUAUGUCAAAGAAGGAUAUAUGGAGAAAACGGGACCAAAGCAGAAGGAGACCUUCAAGGUGCGCUGGUUCAGCCUGGACUCUCAGGAGAGGAACCUGCUAUACUUUAAAAAUCCACUGGAUGCAUUUGCACUGGGCCAGAUUUUUAUUGGAAGGAUGGAUGAGGGCUAUGAAGCACGAGCUGGCUUGCCCCAGGGAGUCUGUGUGAAGAAGAGGAAACCAGGGAUCACCAUGGUCACACCAACGCGAGAGUUUUUGUUUAUAUGUGAGAACGAUAAGGAGCAGAGGGAGUGGAUAGACGCCCUGAAUGGAGUCAUUGCCCAGCCUUUGACUGGUUAAGACUAACAGUGAGUUCGGAGUUCUGGUGAACUGCACUGCUUGGGCUCUGUUCAGCACUGGUCUGCAGCCUCUGCGAGGGUGAUGUUCAGGCCCCCUCAGUGACUACCACAGAGGGCUUCCUUCAACAACUGAAGGCACAGGGAGGGUGGCAACAGAGAAACGAGUAAGGUGGAGAGCAGAUAUUCAAAAAUUAUCUGUGUCCCUGCACAACCUUCCUCUGAAGUGCCUUCUUUCUUCCUUCCCUUCUCUGCUGUUGAGCAGAGGAGGCCUUCCCAGACUGAUGUGGGGAUGAAUCAGUCAGUGUUGACUUAUGGAAAAAAAACAAACACAAUGUCAGUGGAGAAAGUCUGACCACAGAGGGCUGGCAUGAAUUUCCUUGAGGACUCCUGCAGGUGAUGUUUUAUCAGAUCCUCCUUUUCUUGCUUUGGUCCGAUAUCAGAUGGAUGCCUUUACAUCCAGAACGAUGUACUUGACAGUCCACCUGGUGGCAUAUAUUUUGCCAGUGAAUGUGAUCAUCUGUUACA